Molecule: messenger RNA, 3687 nt
Organism: Cadophora gregata
Lineage: Eukaryota; Fungi; Ascomycota; Leotiomycetes; Helotiales; Ploettnerulaceae
Exons: 3
Coding region: 1-3687 (1228 amino acids)
Biological process (GO): carbohydrate metabolic process
Molecular function (GO): phosphopantetheine binding; kinase activity
Source: RefSeq, a predicted model, not a curated record
AUGGCGCCGUCAGCUACAUCUCCACUCCUACCUCUUUCAGUGUUGACAAACAAGAACAAAGCCCACAGUCUUGGGACGACUGUGACCAAUCAAGCGAACCUUGCUGCUCAGAAUAUCCCACGGACCAUAGAUGAGCUGAUACGAAAUCGAUCGGAGAACGCAGCAGAGGAAUUCAUCCUGUCGUAUCCGUCGAAAGGCACCGAAUACGUUGACUACACAUAUCGCCAAUUAGAUGUAUUCGCAUCUCGUGUUGCUCAUUUAUAUGGAUCUUUGAUUCCACAGAGGAAAUGUUCAUCCGAUCCCGAGGUUGUUGUCGGUCUUCUCGGUCCCUCCAAUCUGGAAUACUUGAUUAGUAUUCUAGCAUUGACCAAGCUGGGACACACAGUCUUGUUUCUUUCCACAAGACUGUCAACUCUGGCGUACUCGUCCCUUCUUCAGGCUACUUUAUCGACGCACAUUCUCAUUCAUAAAUCUUUUCGACAAGUCGCAGAACAAGUCCAACACGACCAGCCAACACUCCAAAUCCACGAAAUCUCCGACAGGAAAAGCUUCGAGUUUCCGGGUAGCGACACAGCCGAGAACACGCGUUUUGACCAGAAGUUCGACCUUGAAGUCGAGUCAGCCAAGAUCUCCUGGGUUAUCCACUCCAGUGGCUCCACUGGCUUACCAAAACCUAUUUUUCAAACUCACCGGGCAGCCCUAAAGAAUUAUUCGUCGAACUUAAACUUGAAAGGGUUCAUCACACUUCCCCUCUACCAUGCCCACGGCAUCAGCAGCGUUUUCCGAGCCAUUCAUUCCAGAAAACAGAUCUACAUGUAUAAUGCCGAUCUACCACUCACUCAACAGUACUUGUUGAGAAUUCUUCGUCGAUAUCAUUUUCAGGUGUUCUAUGGCGUGCCAUACGCUUUAAAGCUUCUUGGAGAAAGUGAGGAAGGAAUUGCUGAAUUAGCGAAGCUGGAAGUGGUCAUGUUUGGGGGAUCAGCAUGUCCAGAUUCAUUGGGUGACCGAUUAGUAGAGAAGGGUGUAAAUCUCGUCAGUCAUUAUGGAACUACCGAAACGGGUCAACUGAUGACCUCUGCUCGAGAGACUGGGGACAAAGCUUGGGACUACGUCCGACUUCCAGCAGCCUUCAAGAACUUUGUCAAAUUCGAACCCAGGGGUGCAGAUGUAUACGAGCUUGUUGCUCUAGACGGCUUGCCAUCCAAGGUGGCAUCAAACCGGGCAGAUGGAUCCUAUGCCACCAAAGACCUUUUCACACCGCACCCGACUAUCCCAGACGCAUGGAAGUAUCUUGCAAGAUCUGACGACAGAAUCGUGCUGAUGAACGGGGAGAAGGUCACACCAAUUGCAUUCGAGCAGUCACUUCGAGAUAACAAGUACAUCUCGGACGCCGUGGUUUUUGGCAGUGGGAAGGCGCGGAUCGGGAUGAUAAUCAUACCUUCUCCUUUGACAAUCGGAAAAUCCGAUUCCGAGAUCGACGCAAUCCUGAUUCCAGUAUUGUCAAAGGCAAACGAGCUGAUGCCAGCUUACGCCCAGCUGAGUUUCGACAUGGUCAGAAUUCUACCCCACGACACAGAGUAUCCUAGAACAGACAAAGGAACAGUCAUUCGGCCAGCGUUCUAUCGAACCUUCGCUACACAGAUCGAGAAUAUCUAUAGUGACGCAGAAGUAUCGUCCGGGGAGCUUUGCUUGACCGAGGCUGAAUUGCGGGAAUAUCUGCGAAGCGAGAUGAAGAAGCUUCUGCCUCCAACAACAAUAGACCUUCUUGGAGACACGACCGACUUCUUCUCCAUUGGAAUCGACUCUCUGCAAGCGAUUCAGCUUCGAUCUGUGCUCGGCAAGAAUAUUGAUACCAGUGGGAAGAAACUGGCAUCAAAUAUCAUCUUUGACUUUCCGUCCAUCAAUCUCUUGGCGAACGAACUCUACCGACUACGGACAGGAGGGACUUCCAAUGUCUGUUCGACGACAUCUCAGAUGGAACAAUUAAUUAAGAGGUACUCCAAAUUCGAUAGACACGUCCCUGUUGAGACUUCCAAGAGUGGCCAAUACAUCGUUCUCACAGGAGCGACUGGUUCUCUUGGUGCCCAUCUAGCAUCGCAACUCGCCCUCAUUCCAGAUGUGAAGAAAAUCUACUGCCUAGUUCGUGCUCAAACAUCAUCUCAGGCCCACCUUCGGGUAGUCACUUCGCUCCGCGAGCGUGGUCUUUACCACCUCCUUCCGCUCGAGGCUCGGAACAGGUUAAGAGCCAUCCCAGCCAAUUUCAGUCAGCAAGACCUCGGCCUGAAAUCCGAGGUUUACAACAAAAUAUGUUCUGAGGUCACGGGAGUUAUCCACUGUGCCUGGUCAGUGAACUUCAAUCUGGCAUUGAGCAGUUUCGAAGCGGAUUGCAUUGCUGGUGCAUACAACCUCCUUGCGUUAUGCUUGAAAGCCAAACAGAAGGAGCCAGCUACAUUCAACUUCUGCUCGUCAGUCAGCGCAGUAGCAGCUACAAAAGGUGGCUUCGUGCCAGAAGCGCUGCCAGAGUCGCUCGAUUUUGCGCAAAACAUGGGUUACGCUCAGUCGAAGCUCGUCACUGAACAUAUCUGCAUGUCGGCUGCAAAGUUUUAUGGUAUCAAAGCUCGAGUUCUCAGAGUUGGACAGAUUAUUGCUGACACAACUCAUGGGAUCUGGAAUGCUACUGAAGCAAUUCCACUAAUGAUCCAAGCUGGUUUGACUAUCGGCGCAAUCCCGAGACUCGACGAGUCACCACUCUGGCUACCUGUAGACGUGGUCGCCUCUUCCGUCUCCGAUAUCUCGCUAUCAACAGCAGGUGCCGGUGUAAUGAAUGUCGUGAACCACCAAGCCUUUCACUGGACACGAGACUUGCUUCCCGCCCUUCACCAUGCCGGCCUCGAAUUUUCAGAACCGAGUCAACAAGAAUGGAUCCAGAUUCUCCAGAAGUCGAACCCAGACCCCAUUGCCAAUCCUCCCAUCAAGCUUUUGGAAUUUUUCGCCAGCAAGUAUGACAAUGAUAAGCCUCGGACAGGUCUUGUGUAUGAUACUUCAUACGCUCGAUUCCUGUCGCCCUCAUUAGCAGCUGCUCCAAAACUAGACCAGCACCUUGUCGAACAAUUUGUUCAGAGAUUCAGAGCCACUUCAUGGGCUAGCUCGAUCUCCGAAACUCCCUCUAAGAAUGUCAUAUUCAUAGCUGGUCCAUGCGGUUCAGGGAAAUCCACGAUCGCCAAAGCCGUCUCUCAACAACUGAACAUUCCAUGGAUCGAGGGUGAUUCGCUCCAUUCACAAACUUCCAUUUCAAAGAUGGCCUCUGGAAUUCCACUCACUGACGAAGAUCGAUGGGAGUGGCUCGAGACGCUAAAGGCAACCGCUCUACUUCGCAUGCGUGCCGAGAAACAACAGUCAAUCAUCGUGACGUGUUCAGCACUGAAGCAAGCCUACAGGGCUGAAUUACGGAAUAGUCGCGUCACGAGGGCCGUUUUUGUCCUGUUAGAAGCGGGAAAGGACAUCUUGGAAAGCAGAGUGCGGAAGAGGGAAGGUCAUUUCAUGACUGAUAAGAUGGUCGAGAGCCAGCUGGAAGUCUUGGAAGCGCCAGGAAUGGAGGAGUUGGAUGUGAUUCCUGUGAAUGUCGGUGGCACUGAGGAGGGGGUUCGGGAAGAGGUUGUGGGUAUCCUAGGCACCAUAAUUUCCUGA